Molecule: messenger RNA, 1107 nt
Organism: Strongyloides ratti
Lineage: Eukaryota; Metazoa; Nematoda; Chromadorea; Rhabditida; Strongyloididae
Product: Leucine carboxyl methyltransferase 1
Exons: 4
Coding region: 1-1107 (368 amino acids)
Biological process (GO): C-terminal protein methylation
Cellular component (GO): cytosol
Molecular function (GO): protein C-terminal leucine carboxyl O-methyltransferase activity
Source: RefSeq, a predicted model, not a curated record
AUGAAAAAUGCUCGGCUUAAAAAUAAUACUACUCACGAUUUAGUAUCUGUUACAAUCAUGGAUAAUGAGAGAGAUUCUGGAAAUUCUUACUUAUUAAGUGAAAUACAUACUAGAAGAAGACAAAACUCUUUUACUGAUGACUAUAGUGUUCAAAAAACAAAUGAUGAUGCUACUGAGUGCAAAUAUGUUGCAGUAAAAAAAAAAUACUGGGAUGAUCCAUAUAUUAGUAAAUUUGUAUCUCAUCAAGUUGAUAGUAAUCUUAUAAGAAGAGAUCCCGAAAUUUUAAGAGGAUAUUGGGCUCGAGUAACUGGUAUAAGAUCAUUAAUUUGUAAUUUUAUCAAGAAGGCUGGACCAACAUGUCAAAUUAUUAAUUUGGGUGCCGGAUUUGAUACAAAUUAUUGGUGGUUAAAAAAAUUUACAGAAUUAAAAUUUGCUAGUUUUGUGGAAUUUGACUUUAGUAGUGUUACAUCAAAGAAAAUUAGAUUUAUUAGAAAACCAGGAAAUAAUACUCUCACGGAAUUGUUUAGUGAAAAGAUUACUGAAUGUCAACAUAAUGAUUUAUAUGCCGGAGAUUAUAAAUUAUGUGGAGCAGACCUUCGUCAACAUGAUGAAUUUAUGGGCAAGUUAGAAAAAGCCAAAUUAAAUAAAGAUGCUCCUACUCUUAUUAUUGCUGAAUGUGUCCUGGUUUAUAUGAAACCAGAAAAGAGUGAAGAAUUAAUAAGGUCUCUUUCAGAAUAUUUCAAGGUUAUAUCAUUUAUAAACUAUGAACAAGUUUGCUUAAAUGAUAAUUUUGGUCAAGUUAUGAUCCAUAAUCUUAAUCAACGUGGAAUAACUUUAGAUGGACUUUCAUCCUGUAAUAGUAUUCAAGACCAAGUAGAUAGAUUUAAGAAAAAUGGUUUCAAUGAAGUUUCUAUUUGGAAAAUGAAUGAAGUUUAUAGUAAAUAUUUGCCUGAACAAGAAAGAAAGGCAAUUGAAAGCCUGGAGAUGCUUGAUGAAAAUGAGUUACUUGUACAGUUACUUGAACAUUAUUGCAUUGUUUAUUCUUCAAAAUGUGACUCACAAUUUGAAGGCAAUUUUAAAAGCCUUAGUGAAAUAACAAUUUCAUAA